This is a messenger RNA of Cladophialophora psammophila CBS 110553, 819 nucleotides long. RefSeq lists its product as uncharacterized. NCBI's taxonomy places the organism in Eukaryota, Fungi, Ascomycota, Eurotiomycetes, Chaetothyriales, Herpotrichiellaceae. The coding region runs from base 1 to 819 and encodes 272 amino acids. The record is from RefSeq and is a predicted model, not a curated record. The transcript is spliced from 2 exons.
AUGGAUCUCUAUAACCUUCCCAACGUCACCGAACCUCAUCCUCCUGCUACGCUUGCCCUCCAGGGGGUGAGUCCAGUCCUCUCUUACCUCGCCGUCGCUUUCUCUGUGGCCAGUUUCAUCUGGUGGUGCAUCCAAGACUAUCGCUUCUUCAAAUCAUUAGGACCCGGGGGACCCUCUUACGACAUCUUCGGCUGGUUCAAAGUCCACAUCCUCGUUAGACCUUUCACCCUCGCGGCUCGGGAUACCACAUGGACUGGAGACUAUCCGGAUCACGGGGCUCACAGGGAGAUCAUGGCGCUGCCAGACCGAAAGGGUGGGCGGCCCGUUAUCUUGGGCAUCGCUCCGCAAAGACAGUUCAGUCAGUGUCCAGAGAAAGAAAUGAACGCGCGCGUACUUGCUUUGUUCUCGUCCUUUGUUCAAAGCAACCCUAACCUGCUGCAACAACGAAUCUCAGUCGUUGAGAAACAUCACUAUGCACUCUUCGUCCAUCCCAGCAUCCUAGCCGAACCAGCCAACACUCCGGAGAUUGCCACCGUCGCCAACGGUGAACUGGGCCAUAUCCAUGGUGAUAGCUCUCUGCACCUUUACUUCUCACCGGCAGAUGCCAAAGUCCUCGUCGAACGAGGUUGGGCUCAACGACAUCGAUGUGCUAGGACACAACCGUGGUGGUUUGGUGGGCUGAAGAACAUGUGGGGUAUUGGAGAUACCUUCCUCAUAGUGUACGCUCCAAGGAACUAUGAGGAGCUUGACGUGUUGGGAACCUUGAUCAAGGCAAGCAUCAUGUUUAUGACAGGCGACCGGGAUGUCGUCAAGCCGUAA